This is a messenger RNA of Haemonchus placei, 120 nucleotides long. The record is from the annotation of a GenBank genome assembly. Lineage: Eukaryota; Metazoa; Nematoda; Chromadorea; Rhabditida; Trichostrongylidae.
UCACUUUUGAGAAGAAGCAUCGAUUUCCGUUUCAUUUUUCAGGAACCUAUGAAUUCGACAGAACGUUUGUGGAAAUGCACCGUUGAGAAUCGAUUGAUGAUCCGCCCCGUGCACUAUUAA